Molecule: messenger RNA, 4540 nt
Organism: Salmo salar (Atlantic salmon)
Lineage: Eukaryota; Metazoa; Chordata; Actinopteri; Salmoniformes; Salmonidae
Product: kinesin-like protein KIF11-B
Biological process (GO): mitotic spindle assembly; microtubule-based movement; spindle elongation
Cellular component (GO): mitotic spindle; spindle microtubule; nucleus
Molecular function (GO): microtubule binding; plus-end-directed microtubule motor activity; ATP binding
Source: RefSeq, a predicted model, not a curated record
CUGUACAUCUCGGAUGAAGAACAUUUAAAGUUGUAUUUGAAAAAUUCCGCACGAUAGAGCGCCAGUGGUGACGGAAGUGAUAUUUGUUCAAAAGUACCAACCUACAAGAUAAUUGUUCAAAAGAAACAAUAGAGUUGACGUUUGCAGUAUUGAGAGUUCUGCAAACAUGUCUACGCACAACUCGUUCAGUGUCGCAAAGAAGGAUGAGAAGGGGAGAAAUAUUCAAGUCGUUGUGAGAUGCAGACCCUUCAACAACGCGGAACGCAAGACUGCCGCCCAUGGAGUCAUUGAUACAGUAGAAAAUCGAAAAGAGAUCAAUGUGCGAACGGGAGGGAUUGGCGACAAGUCAGCUAGGAAGACGUACACCUUUGAUAUGGUGUUUGGUCCAUCUGCCAAGCAAAUUGAUGUCUACAAGAGUGUUGUCUGCCCUAUUUUGGAUGAAGUGAUAGGUGGAUACAAUUGUACAGUUUUUGCGUAUGGCCAAACAGGAACAGGAAAGACUUUUACAAUGGAAGGAGAAAGAUCUCCAAAUGAAGAAUUUACAUGGGAAGAGGAUCCUCUUGCAGGUAUCAUUCCCCGGACACUUCAUCAGAUAUUUGAGAAGCUGUCUGAAAGUGGGACAGAGUUUUCUGUCAAGGUUUCCUUGCUGGAGAUCUACAAUGAAGAGUUGUUUGACCUGCUGAGCCCUUUUCCUGACGUCACUGAACGUCUUCAGUUGUUUGAUGAUCCACGUAACAAGAGGGGUGUUAUCAUCAAGGGCCUGGAAGAAAUCACAGUACACAACAAAAAUGAGGUUUACCAGAUUUUGGAGCGUGGAUCUGCCAAGAGGAAAACUGCCUCCACUCUCAUGAAUGCAUAUUCCAGCCGCUCUCACUCAGUGUUCUCCGUCACGAUUCAUAUGAAGGAGAUAACUGUUGAUGGAGAGGAACUGGUCAAGAUUGGGAAACUGAACUUGGUUGACCUUGCUGGCAGUGAGAACAUCGGCCGCUCCGGGGCUGUGGACAAGCGGGCGCGUGAAGCUGGCAACAUCAACCAAUCUCUGCUGACGCUGGGCAGGGUGAUCACGGCACUCGUGGAGAAGAGGCCCCAUGUGCCCUACAGGGAGUCCAAACUCACCCGCAUCCUCCAGGACUCACUGGGAGGCCGCACUAAGACUUCCAUCAUUGCCACAGUUUCACCAGCCUCCAUCAACUUGGAGGAAACUCUGAGCACACUGGAUUAUGCCAACAGGGCCAAGAACAUCAUGAACAAGCCUGAGGUGAACCAGAAGUUGACAAAGAGAACUCUUAUCAAGGAAUACACAGAGGAAAUUGAGCGUCUAAAACGGGAUUUGGCUGCCACUCGUGACAAGAAUGGAGUGUAUCUGUCAUCUGAGAACUAUGAGAGCAUGGCAGCUGCGAUAUCUUCCCAAGAGGAGCAUAUAACUGAAUACACAGAGAAGAUUGCUGCAGUGGAGGAGGAACUGAAGAGCGUUACAGAGCUGUUUGAGAAUCGCAAGGAGAAGCUGGACAAGUGCACCAAUGACCUAGAGGAGAAGAACCAGAAGCUGCAGGAGACUCACAGGGACCUGCAGAAGACUAAGCAGAAGCUCAUUGAGGAGGAGUUUAUAGUGUCUGAGCUGGCCACCACCGAGGAGAAACUGUACACCACUGCAGACAAGUUGCUGACAACUGUUGACGCAAGCACCAAAGAUGUGUCUGGCCUGCAUGCCAAGCUGGAGAGGAAGAAAAAGGUUGAGGAGCACAACUCUGAGAUCCAGAUGAGUUUCGCAGACUGCAUGGAUGCUAUGUUCAGCCAGAUGCAGAAUUCUGUAGAAGACCAGCACAGCAAGCACCAGGGCAUGCUGGAGUCCUACAAAACCUCAGUUGAUGGUCUUCUCACAGUCAACGACAAAGCUUUCAUAGGAGCCAUGGCUACUGUAGCCACGUCCUUCUGCAGCAUCAAAGACCUGGUUGCUGAUGGCAUGACCAAGUGUCAGGCUAAGAUGAUGGAGCAGGAGACGCUGUGUGUGGAGGCUAAAAACAGUCUGCACCAGGUUUUGGAGGAGCAUAAGCUGGAGCUUGAGGAGGUCCUGGUGGCCCAGGUGUUGCCUGGUCUGAGUGCUAUCAUGGCCAUGAACGACAGCCUGAGGAAGACACUUGAGACCCACCAUGCCCUGGCAGCUAAGAUGGAGUGCAUAAAGGUGGAGACGGCGUCUUUCUUCAGUGGCCAUGCCCAGGACCUGGCUACCCUGAGGGAGACUGCAACAGAAGGUCUCGGCACCCUAAAGACUGAGCACGACAAGCUGAAGGAACAGAUCAGCAGAGCAGACAAGGAGCACCAGACGGGCAUGACUCAGGUGAUCCAGUGUCUGCAGAACCAGCUCAACCUCCUGGCCAUGGAGACCCAGAAUAACUAUGCCGGCCUGAUGAAUGCCUCCGAUGCCCUGCAGGUCCCUGUUCAGUCCCUUCAGCAGACCCUUCAAACGAGAUGCAGUGUGUCUGAGAACCAGACCGCCACCCAAAAGGAGCGUCUAGAGUCCACCACUGCCAGCUUGAUCUCUGCGGUCCAACAGACUGCCCAGGAGGCCAAGCGCACAGUGGACGAGUGCUCCGGCUACUGCAGCCACCUGCACAGCUCUCUGACCCAGCUGGGUGAGAAGAGUCUGCAGUGGUGUGCCUCUACCAAAGAUGGCAUUGACUCCCAGGCCCAGGUUCAGCUCACCCUGAUCAGAGACCAAACUGCCUCCGCUCAGACCCUGCUAACGAGAGUGGAGCAGAGCUGUGAAGAGAGUGUCCAGGAGGUGAGUGGGCAGCUGAAGCAGCAGGGGAUGGUGGAGGGUCUGGGGGCCAUGAAGGAGCAGACGUCACUGGACCAGAACACCCUGGAACACCACCAGACGGAACUCAAGGCCCACUUGGAGGAUGGCCUGGCCCGUGUCCACAGCUUCCUCAGCGAGGAGCUCCUACAGGAUGUCCCAACUGGUACAACUCCUCGCAGGAGGGACUUUGUGUACCCACGUCUCCUGGCCAAGUCGAGGAGCAGAGCAGAACUGCUGGAGAACCUCCGCCACAAGCAGGAGGAGCUGCAGAUGUCCCUGUUCCAGUGUGACGCAGUGGAGGAGGAGGAGAAACAGGUUGAUCAGGACUCGCUGGAGGAUGAGGUGAGCGGCUAUGACUACGUCACUGAGCCGCCUUACAUAGACGAAAACCUCAUGUGCUACGAGAAAGCAAGAGUGCCGUUCUUCAAGCAAAAGAAGACCGGCAAGAAGGAAAAAUCUGUUAAUCGUUCCAAGAUGGCAGAAAAUGAUACUCAGGCAACGCCGGUCAGGUCAAAAUUACCACUCAGGUGUCAGAACUAGUAGAACUUGACCGACCUUUACAUUUCUUAACUAUUUUGUUAAUCUUUUACCUGGGUCGUCCCACCAAUUAGGUGCCUUUUUUUUUUUUUUGAGUUGUGUAACUUGGUUGGAACUUUAUUUCACAAUUUUACCAUUCUGUGAAAGAACACAUUCAACUUAAUUAAAACCCUUUUUCCAAUCUCAUCUUAAAUUGUGCAUGAAUCCUGUUGUGACAGGGUGAAUGGAACCUUAUGUGCAAGAGUGAGUGGCAAUUGAAUGCAAUUUUCAACAUUUCUAGCCCGUCUAUGGGUUUCACGGUUAAUGUUAAGCUCCAUCUGCUCCGUUUUCCACAAGAGUAGAACCAGCUCACCUGCUUUUACACCAUGAUUUGACCAUUAGAUGUUCAGUGUUUAUUUAGAAUCAUUUUUUAGGCUGCAAUAUGGACCUGACCAAAUUCCUAUAGAAAUGUGUUAUAGGUCUGUCAUUCAAAGUGAAAGCAAGUCAAAAGUGCUAGAUCUAUUCUAUGCUCCCUGUUAAGUUUUGGUUUUGUACACCAGCUUCAAACUGAAAAUGCUAUAUUUUUGGUUAUUGAAAUAUUUCACAGUGGUUUAGAUGGUACAAUGAUUCUCUACACAUUGCUUGUUUUGUCGCAAACUAAGAAUUUUAGCAACCAGGAAAUGGCAGAUUUCGGCAUACUGCGCCUUUUAUAAAGGAAUAGUUUCACCAUAUUAAAACAAGUGGUUCACGUAACAGGCUUGACCUCAAAAUUUGACUUUUUUAUACCUUAAUGUAUAAGUAAUCACAUAUUCAGAAAUGACUUUCAAAGCAACAAAUAGGGCUUUCUAAAGGUGGUAAACAUGAGAUGUUGGUUAAAAUUCCUUUGCAUACUUUGACAUCUAGGGAUAUGUCAAAAUGCUGAUUAUUGGCACUUUAGCAAGUCCUUAUUCAUAUAAAAUCUGCUGUGUUCUAUAUUAAAGACAUUUCAUUCUAAAAUAACAUGCUUCUAAAAUUCAGGAUUUGUGCACAAUUUCUACUUAAAAUAUCAAAGGGAUGUAAAGUUAUUUUGUGGAACGACCCUUUUGUCAUUUUAGUAUUCUUUCUGUUCUCUUGGUGUAAUGUUCUGCUUUUUAUUUUGCUUUUAUAUAAAAAAUUGACAAAUGAAUGAGCUAGAAAACUAAAUGUUAUGUUUUGUACAUCAAACUAUUAAACAGAUAUUUUUAA